Molecule: messenger RNA, 3189 nt
Organism: Phalacrocorax carbo (great cormorant)
Lineage: Eukaryota; Metazoa; Chordata; Aves; Suliformes; Phalacrocoracidae
Source: RefSeq, a predicted model, not a curated record
AAGAGUAUCACUUACCCAGCUCACCCAGGAGGGCCAGCACAUAAAUGGGCAAAGCCAGGCAUGCGGGUGCCGUCCUGCCCGGCAUGCAGACCUCCGGGAGCAAGCCCUGCCCCUGCCCCAGCUUCAAGCUGCGGGAAGUGGCAUCCAUGUACUUCACCAUGAUCGCGGUGUUCCUGGUCAUCUUGGUGGUGGCCCUGCAGGGCUCGGCACCCCGCGGGAGUGAUUUUCCAUACAAGGUGCCCCUUGAUCCCCAGGGGCUGCUCGAGCUCUCCUGGAACGUCAGCUAUCCCGAGCAAGCCGUGCACUUCCAGCUCCUCAUCAGGGACCUGCAGUUCGGGCUCCUCUUUGGGAUGUCGGACAGGGGCGAGUUCGAGAACGCGGACCUGGCUGUGCUCUGGAGCGACGGGCACAAUUCCUAUUUUGGGGAUGCCUGGAGCGAUUCCAAGGGGCAGCUGCACAUGGACUCGCAGCAGGACUACCAGCUCCUCGGGGCUUGGAGGGCUCCUGAGGGGCUCUACCUCCUCUUCAGAAGAGCCUUCAGCACCUGUGACCCCAAGGACUACCUUAUAGAGGAUGGCACCGUGCACCUUAUCUAUGGGAUCCUGGAGAAACCAGUCCAUUCCCUCCAAGCCAUCAACAUCUCUGCCAUCCACAGGGGACUGCAGAGGGUGCAGCUGCUAAAGCCCAACAUCACCGUCCCUGAACUGCCCAGUGACAUGAAGACCAUGGAGAUAACGGCCCCUAAUGUUGUCAUUCCCAGCCAGGAGACAACCUACUGGUGUUACAUGGCGGAGCUCCCAGAUGGCUUCCCCAAACAUCACAUUAUCAUGUACGAGCCAGUGGUCACAGCAGGCAACGAGGCCCUGGUCCACCACAUGGAAGUGUUCCAGUGCGCUGCUGAGUUUGACAGCUUCCCCCAUUACAACGGGCCCUGCGACUCCAAGAUGAAGCCAGACCGGCUCAACUACUGCAGGCACGUGCUUGCAGCAUGGGCCAUGGGAGCACAGGCUUUCUAUUACCCCGAAGAAGCGGGUCUUGCCUUCGGUGGCCCGGGCUCCUCCAGAUAUUUGCGCCUUGAGAUUCAUUACCACAAUCCCCUGGUGUUCAAAGGUCGCCGCGACUCCUCGGGGAUCCGCCUCUACUACACGGCCACCCUGCGACGCUACGACGCUGGCAUCAUGGAGCUGGGCUUGGUCUACACGCCAGUGAUGGCCAUUCCUCCGGGUGAGGAUGCCUUUGUCCUCACAGGGUACUGCACCGACAAAUGCACCCAGUUGGCUCUGCCCACUGCCGGCAUCCGCAUCUUCGCCUCCCAGCUCCACACUCACCUGGCAGGAAGAAAAGUGGUGACAGUGCUGUCCCGGGACGGGAGAGAGCGGCAGGUCGUGAAUGCCGAUGGUCACUACAGCCCUCACUUCCAGGAGAUCCGCAUGCUGAAGAAGGUGGUUGCAGUUUUUCCAGGCGACGAACUCAUCACGACCUGCACAUACAACACGGAGGACCGGAGCCGAGUCACGGUGGGCGGGUUUGGCAUCCUGGAGGAGAUGUGCGUGAACUACGUGCACUACUACCCCCAGACACAGCUGGAGUUGUGCAAAAGCGCUGUGGAUCCAGGCUACCUGCACCGAUACUUCAACCUCGUGAACAGGUUUAACGACGAGGAGGUCUGCAUGUGCCCGCAGGUCUCCAUCCCACAGCAGUUUUUCUCAGUUCCCUGGAACACGUUCAACAGAGACGUGCUGAAAUCCCUCUACGGCUUUGCUCCGAUCUCGAUGCACUGCAACAAAUCCUCAGCCGUCCGGUUCCCGGGCGAGUGGGAGAAGCAGCCACUUCCCACCAUCACCAAGAGGCUGCAGGAGCCCGUCCCUCGCUGCCCGCCCGCCCCGGGGCCUCGGCCGGCCGCCCCCAUCCCCCUCAACCUGGGCGAGCUCAGGAAGGACUGACCCGAUGCCUGCUCUCUCCACCUCGAAGGGAAGCUCCUCCAGGCAGGAGCAUCCGCAGGCAACGUUGUCCCUGUCGCUCUCCCGGCAUCCCUGCCUGCACAGCGAUGCUGGCCGGCGCCCUGGCCCCUGCCUCUGGAGGCGGUUAGGGCUUAUGAGCUAGAGUUCAGAAAGUACUCUGGAGAUGGAAAGCGCUAUAUUUAGUGCAUUAUUAGCAAUCCUGGCUCUGAGUAAUGCUGCUUUCCGCCCCCAGAAUAAUAAUGUGGAGGUUUGCUAUUGUGUUCAACCCAGCUCGGCCCCGGGGAGGGGGGAAAAAGCCUGUUUUCCUGCAGGGAAACUGAGGCAUAGAGCAAAAACCCUGCAUGGGAGAAGCAUACAAGCCUUCCUGGUGCCCCACAGUCCCAUCUGGCUCAGGGCGGCUCCGCGGGCACUCUCCUAUGCCAGCACCCACGGCAGGGAUGGAGGCAGGGAGGGAUGCCGCGACGCCCACCCGGCGCUCGCCUCCCCGCUGCAGGGACUGCGGCUCCCCGCCGCGCUCCUCCUCCCACUCCCCCGCGCUGGGGAUUAUUUGUCUUGACGCCACCAGAUGCCAAUGGCCAGGAACAAAUGAUACCUCUGUGAUGGGUUUUAGAAAGGGGGAGAGAUGGAGGGGGAGGGACAUAGGGGGAAAGACAAACCUUUGGGCAGGAAAAAAUGACUCCAUUAAAUACCUAAAUGUAAAAAAAAAAAAAAAAAGGAAAGAGAAAAAAAACCCUGCUUUUUGCUGUUGAGCUCCAGAGGGAAGAUAUUAGGGAGGAGCAGAGGAAAGGCCGGUGGAGCCCGUCCGUCCCUGGUGGGUGCCUGUCCCUCGCUGCCCUGGAGCGGGUGGGAUCCAGGGCAAGGCUGCAGCCAAAUCCUGCCCUCCCGGCCACCUCGAGUUUAAAGGAAAAUCUUAGGUCAGAGCACUGUGGAUCAGAAAGGUAUUUUUGAAGCAAAACAUUAUCUUCCUGGCACACAGUGGAUCCCUGGUUCGGCAGGGAGGCAGCGUGCUCAGUCCUGCAUUUAUCCCCAGGACAAACGGAGAGGACGGCGGCCACUCCCUCUGCCCUCCGCCUGGCCAGAAUCAGGGAGCGCACUCACCUCCUAUUCAGCGAAAAAUUCAUCCCAAUCUUGUUUUUUAAUGUCUCUAGUAAAACCAAAGCACUUGAGAGUUCAGACUCUUGCCCAUGGCGCUUGUUGCAUGAGGCUAAGGAAUUGAAAUCGGCUCUAA